Molecule: messenger RNA, 1133 nt
Organism: Etheostoma cragini (Arkansas darter)
Lineage: Eukaryota; Metazoa; Chordata; Actinopteri; Perciformes; Percidae
Gene: srek1ip1
Product: SREK1-interacting protein 1
Exons: 5
Coding region: 30-566 (178 amino acids)
Molecular function (GO): nucleic acid binding; zinc ion binding
Source: RefSeq, a predicted model, not a curated record
UGAAGACCCUUCAGAAUUGCGUCUUUACAAUGGAUAACUCAAUGGCUACCCCUGGUCCAAAUAAGGACAACAUCAGAGCUGGGUGCAAGAAAUGUGGAUAUCCGGGCCACUUGACCUUUGAGUGCCGAAACUUUGUCAGAGUUGACCCCCAGAAAGACAUUGUUCUGGAUGUAAGCAGCACCAGCAGUGAGGAGAGUGAAGACGAUGAACCUGCCCCUCAACGCAAUGAGAAGUUGGGGCGAAGUAGAGGUUCCCAUGGCGAUGACAACAAUGGUAGAAAAGAGAGACACAAACGGAAGAAGAGCAGUGACAGAAAGUCAAGAAAGAGAUCUAAGUCGUCGAGUGAUGAGAAUACAAAGAAGAAAAAGAAACGCAGAACUUCUGACUCCUCAUCUGACGAAGAGGAGAGGAGGAGGAAGAAGAAGAAAGUAAAAAGCCCAAAAAAGAAAAGCAAAAAGAACAAAAGGGAACAUGGGAAGCAUCACAAGAGACAGAAGAAGAGGAAACAAGAAUCCUCCUCCCCUUCUUCUUCCAGCUCUAGCGAAUCCUCAGACCUCAGUGACUAAGACAGCUGAACUAUCCAGUGUCUGGACGACUAACAUCAUUAUUCUCCAAGUUCUAAGUUUCUAAAGGGCCCCUCAUCUUGUUCCAUACAAGUGUUUAUUACUGAGACCAGGACUUAAAUGAUGAAUUAGUGUAAACACACUGUAGAGUGCAUUGUAAACUGCAUACAUCAUGCAGAAGACACAGAUGUGUUUGAGUUUUGUCAUUACACGUUUGACAGUGAAAUAUGUACACAUGUUCCGUCUCCUGUCAUACAUAUUGGUGAACAUCAGUUUGAGGUUUCCAAGUCCAAUGAAGAAAUGUAGUUCAGGAAAGAACUGGAUAUCUUUGGUUAGAAGUUCUUGCAUGCGGUCUUUUUGUCUUUUUUUUUUUUUAAAUUUUUUGAUUCACUACUUCUUUGAAAUUGUACCCAAAACCCUUUUAAAAGGUCAACUUUGAAUGCCAAACCUCAUUUGAUAUGAUUCGAAUGGCUAAGGGUAACAAUGAUAAUAUGAACAAUUAUCAACCCAUUCCAUUUGUCAGUGGUGACAAGUCAGCAGCAGUUAUACUACUGGCUAAUAUCAGAAGAC